ACACGUGUCUGUCUCCACUUGCGCCGACAACAACCACUACCACCACUACCAUAGAAACCAAUACGCGCUGCGCAUCCCACUCCACCUGAAUCCCUGCAGCCCUAUAUUCCUGAGCAGAAGGCACAGUUUGAGCGAAAUGAGUACCUUUGCGGUUGUUGCGAUUGUUCUGCUGUGUAUUUUCGCAUCUCUAUUUUUGGUGUACCUCGGACUACAUCUGGGAGCAAAGCUUCGUUCUAGACGUGUUCUGAACGCAUACACGGGACGAUCGUGGUCUUCAUGGAUCCCAUUCCGUAAAAAUCGAAACUUUGAGGCAUUGGAUGGUGACGAAAUGUGGGAUACUCGGGUUGACGAAAGCGAAGUUUUUGGAGCCGAAUCCCAAGCUCCUCUGGCUAAACAAUCCUCGGAAUACGCUCCGUUUGUAACUCUGCACGAAGACUCCAAUGGACGGCCGGUUGCUCCGUCAUCUACUCUUCCGUCGUCUCGAGCAGAGAAUGAAAAUACGAUCUCAACCUCCAAGUCAACGUAGUUAUGUCUUUCUUCCUUAUACAUACUCACACGCACACACAAACAAACACACUUAUCCGACCUUGUUUCGCUUUCUCAAGUACAGCGAGCAAUCCCUAUUUUCCUGCCAUUGCCGAGCCGGCAGUACUAUCGCUAGCUACUUUUGUCGACAUUGCUCGUCUUUGGCCAAUCCGAGUUCAUUCCCUUUCGUACUGUCGUCCCAGUUGUUCGUCUUUUCUGUUCCUGUGCCAAGUCACGCACUACAUGGCUUUCUCACUCUUAUAGUUCAU
Schizosaccharomyces japonicus yFS275 is the source of this 794-nucleotide messenger RNA. RefSeq lists its product as hypothetical. Bases 137 to 526 code for a protein of 129 amino acids. The transcript has a single exon. The record is from RefSeq and is a predicted model, not a curated record. Lineage: Eukaryota; Fungi; Ascomycota; Schizosaccharomycetes; Schizosaccharomycetales; Schizosaccharomycetaceae.